This is a messenger RNA of Adineta ricciae, 993 nucleotides long. The record is from the annotation of a GenBank genome assembly. Lineage: Eukaryota; Metazoa; Rotifera; Eurotatoria; Adinetida; Adinetidae.
AUGCAGCAAGUACAAACUCACCGAGAUUCGAUAUCUGGCAAUGAUAUUCACCGCAGAGAAAAUUCAUCCAUGAUUGUUCGGACAGAUCUUUCGUCAUUAAUAACUAAUUUUACCAAUUCUCAACAAGUUUGUAAUGACCGACUCCAGUCUCUUGAACGUGAAUUAGCAACAUUGAAAGGACAAGUGAAUGAAGCUUGUUCAACAGCAUCGGAAAAUGAAUUGAAUAGAACCUUUACAACAAAAAAGCCACCGAAUUUGCAACCGUCGGUUUCACAAAUGAAAAGUCCUUCUCGUAUUCCAUUACCUAUAACACCUCGAAAACUAUCCACUGACGAGAAACCUGUUCCGCCUACAACUACCAAGUUACCCUCACAUCUUCCGCCUGCGAUACCUUUGUCUCGUAGUAAAACCUUUCAUAAUGAAACUGUCGAUGGAUCGCCGCGUAUUGGAUCUCAAAAAGGCCAACGUAGCCGAACACCACGACAGGAACCAUCAGUAGAUUCAGACGUGAGAAUACCAUGCUAUUCAUCGAUAGAAGAUAUCAUCAAAGCUAAUGAGGGACUCUUUCUUGAAAAUGAUCGUCUUCGUGCUGAUAUCAAUCGUUUAAAAGCUGAAAAUAUCGUUUUACUUCGAUCCGUAAAAGGAUCGUCAACAAGUAGAAAUGAACCAAACAUAGGCACUGAUCGGAUUUUGGCAGAACGUGAACAUCAAGAAUUGACGAAAGACGUAUUGCGACUCAACGAGGAAAACCGACAUCUUCGAAAGUCUCUAUUAGCUCAGUCUGCGAAACUAAUCAGAUUACGUCAAUCUAUUCCUCCGAGUACUCCGUCUUCUACGUAUCAGCAAUAUUCUCAAACAUCUCGAUCUAUAAGUCAAGCAUCGGCACGUUCUAGCGGACCAAUAAAACCGAAAUCAGCUCGUUAUAGUAGCUCAAACCACCGAGGACUCGAACGUACAAACACAGUUUAUCAUAGUCCACUCGAGCAUUCAUGA